Molecule: messenger RNA, 3079 nt
Organism: Papaver somniferum (opium poppy)
Lineage: Eukaryota; Viridiplantae; Streptophyta; Magnoliopsida; Ranunculales; Papaveraceae
Product: beta-adaptin-like protein A
Exons: 11
Coding region: 130-2643 (837 amino acids)
Biological process (GO): intracellular protein transport; vesicle-mediated transport
Cellular component (GO): clathrin adaptor complex; membrane coat
Molecular function (GO): clathrin binding
Source: RefSeq, a predicted model, not a curated record
GUCGGACGACCAUUGUAAAGCUCGCAGUCAGCCAGGUCUCAGAAGUUAGAAGUCUCAGUCUCUCCUUCAGACACUUCUGUUGAUGAUCGAAAUCCCUAAUUGAUCAAAUUUUGAAUCCCUAAUCAAACAAUGGCUCCUCCACCACAAGCAUCGAAAUCUCAAUCUCCAUCUCAACCUUCUGGGAAAGGAGAAGUAUCAGAUUUGAAGCUACAGUUACGACAACUAGCUGGAAGUAGAGCACCAGGAACAGACGAUUCAAAAAGAGAGUUAUUCAAGAAAGUGAUAUCAUACAUGACAGUGGGAAUAGAUGUAUCAUCAUUGUUCAGCGAAAUGGUUAUGUGUUCAGCAACACAUGAUAUAGUGUUAAAGAAAAUGUGUUAUUUAUAUGUUGGUAAUUAUGCUAAAGGGAAUCCAGAUCUAGCAUUAUUAACUAUUAAUUUCUUACAGAAAGAUUGUAGAGAUGAAGAUCCAAUGAUCAGAGGAUUAGCAUUGAGGAGUUUGUGUUCAUUGAGAGUUACGAAUUUGGUUGAGUAUUUAGUUGGUCCGUUAGGUUUAGGUUUGAAAGAUGGGAAUCCUUAUGUUAGAACUGUUGCUGCUGUUGGUGUUUUGAAAUUAUAUCAUAUUUCACCAUCUACUUGUAUCGAUGCUGAUUUUCCGUCUACGUUGAAGAUGUUGCUGCUUAAUGAUUCUGAUUCUCAGGUAGUAGCAAAUAGUUUAUCUGCUUUACAAGAGAUUUGGAGCUUGGAAGCAAGUAACUCUGAAGAAGCUUCUAGGGAGAGAGAAGGUUUGCUUAGCAAGCCUGUAGUAUAUUACCUCUUGAACCGGAUCAGAGAAUUCAGUGAAUGGGCACAGUGUCUUGUACUUGACUUGGUCUCCAAAUAUGUACCCACAGAUAGCAAUGAGAUAUUCGAUAUUUUGAAUCUCCUCGAGGAUAGACUUCAACAUGCAAAUGGUGCUGUUGUCUUAGCAACUACUAAGCUAUUCCUGCACUUGACCCUGUCUAUGGCGGAUGUUCACCAACAGGUGUAUGAACGUAUUAAAGCACCUCUGCUCACUCUAGUGAGCUCUGGAAGUCCAGAACAAUCUUAUGCUGUAUUGAGCCACUUACAUCUUUUGGUUAUGCGAGCACCAAUUCUUUUUUCUUCGGACUACAAGCAUUUCUAUUGCCAGUACAAUGAGCCAUCUUAUGUUAAGAAGUUGAAGCUCGAUAUGCUGACUGCAGUGGCAAACGAGAGUAACACAUAUGACAUUGUGACGGAGUUAUGUGAAUAUGUUGCAAAUGUUGACGUGCCCAUUGCAAGAGAGUCAGUGCGAGCUGUUGGGAAAAUAGCACUACAGCAGUAUGAUGUUAAUGCUAUUGUUGACAGACUUCUUCAGUUUCUUGAGAUGGAAAAGGACUAUGUGACUGCUGAAACUCUGGUGCUUGUGAAAGAUCUCUUACGAAAAUAUCCUCAAUGGAGUCAGGACUGUAUAGCAGUUGUUGGGAAUAUCAGCAGCAAGAAUGUCCAAGAACCCAAGGCCAAGGCUUCUCUUAUAUGGAUGCUGGGAGAGUAUUCUCACGACAUGCUUGAUGCUCCCUACGUUCUGGAAACCCUUAUUGAAGAUUGGGACGAAGAACAUUCUCCAGAGGUCCGACUGCACCUUCUUACUGCAGUUCUUAAAUGUUUCUUUAGAAGGCCACCCGAGACACAGAAAACUCUGGGAGCUGCAUUGGCUGCAGGACUUGCUGAUUCUCACCAGGAUGUUCAUGAUAGAGCUUUAUUCUACUACAGACUUUUGCAAAACAAUGUAUCUGUAGCAGAACGUGUGGUUAACCCUCCAAAGCAAGCGGUUUCUGUCUUUGCUGAUACUCAGAACAGUGAAGUCAAAGAUCGCAUAUUUGACGAAUUCAAUAGCCUGUCUGUUGUCUACCAGAAGCCUUCCUAUAUGUUUACUGAUAAAGAGCAUAGGGGGCCGUUUGAGUUUUCGGAAGAUCCUGGAAGUUUGUCAGUGGGAGCAGAAUCUGUAGAUAAUGUAUUGCCGGCACACCGAGUUGAAGCUAGUGACAAUGAUCUUCUACUAAGUACUUCAGAAAAGGAAGAAAGUAAAGGUCUUAUCAGUAAUGGUUCUGCAUACAAUACUUCUUCAUAUGAUGCUUCUUCUGUAGCUCAGGCCACUUCACAACUGACAAUAUCGAACUCCAGCGGUCCACAGCCUUCCUUCGCGAUUGAUGAUCUUCUUGGUUUAGGUCCAGCAAUUGCACCUGCACCUAUACCUGCACCUCCUUCAUUGAAUCUUAAUGCAAGGGCAGUUCUUGAACCAAGCUCAUUCCAGAGGAAAUGGGCACAGCUACCAGUAUCUUUGACUCAGGAAAUCUCUAUGAACCCCCAAGGAAUUGCAGCACUGACAUCUCCACAAGUACUCCUCAGACACAUGCAAGCACAUUCAGUUCAUUGCAUUGCCUCAGGUGGCCAAGCUCCAAACUUCAAGUUUUUCUUUUAUGCUCAAAAAGCAGAGGAGGCGACUACAUUUUUUCUGGUGGAGUGCGUCAUUAAUACAUCAACAUCGAAGGCACAGAUGAAGUUGAAAGCCGAUGAUCAAAGUCUCUCUGAAGCAUUCUCAACUUUGUUCCAAUCGGCUCUGUCCAAAUUCGGCAUGUCCUGAUAAUGUUUGGGUUUCUGUUAUUUUUACUCCAGUGUGAUUAGGUGGCUUUCUCUUCCUGACUUGUUCAUAGAGAGAACGGAGGCAGUUAUGAUCCUCGAAGGCAAAGCUCCAUUACCAGUCCUACCAGCAAGAAAACCAAGAUCUGGCAGUAUCUGCCUUGCCAACUGAAGUAAUAUUUGCAAGAUGAUGGAGUUGGAAAUGGUGGGGUUGAGAUUGGUUGUCCUUGUGAUCGCUCAUGGUUAACUACACUCAGCAGUUUAUCUUAAGACCGCUUCUUGGUUUCAAAUUUGUAUUUUGUAGUAUAUGUUUCUUGACAUACUGUAGUAUUAUGAAGAGAAGACCAUGAUAAAUGACUGGAAGUGUACUCGUCCUUUCAUCUUCAGAAUUUUUGACAAUAAAAUUUGAAGUAUCACGGCAGUUGAUCUGAUAUUCCUAA